Messenger RNA from Penaeus indicus, 933 nucleotides. Its product is annotated as protein Asterix-like. The transcript is spliced from 4 exons. Gene Ontology annotation, molecular function: protein folding chaperone. Gene Ontology annotation, biological process: protein insertion into ER membrane. Bases 90 to 425 code for a protein of 111 amino acids. Gene Ontology annotation, cellular component: endoplasmic reticulum membrane. The record is from RefSeq and is a predicted model, not a curated record. NCBI's taxonomy places the organism in Eukaryota, Metazoa, Arthropoda, Malacostraca, Decapoda, Penaeidae.
CGGCGCUGUGUUGUCACCGAAGCCCCUCAGUCACCCAGCAGACGACGAAUUAAGGUCACGAGAAGAAGUCGCUUUCAAAAUUAUCCAAAAUGCAAGCUUCAAAUAGCAGUUCCGAUCCUAAGAGGAGUGAUAAGAUUAUCAGUUACAAACCUCCUGCUCAGGGAACUCCAGGUGCACCAGGUGAAGACCCUACCACAGACUACAUGAAUGUCUUAGGCAUGAUCUUCAGCAUGUGUGGCCUCAUGAUGCGAUUAAAGUGGUGCGCAUGGGUGGCACUCUACUGCUCUUGCAUCAGCUUUGCAAAUUCUCGAGUAAACGAUGAUACGAAGCAGAUGCUCAGCAGUUUCAUGUUGUCAAUCUCUGCAGUAGUGAUGUCGUACCUGCAAAAUCCACAACCAAUGACGCCCCCUUGGUCUAAUAUAUAGGUGCUGUUUUAUAGGAUUUUCCAAAGUGCAUUUGUAUAAAACUUGUUAAAAGUAAAAAUAAGGAUUUUUUCUUAAUGACUUCCAUAUGGAGCAUUAAAGGUUAUAGAGAGAGAAAAACAAUCUCAUUUUGGUUCAUCUUUCAUCUCGAGAAAAUUGGUGACAAACUGUUAUCCCCAAGUGUGAUUUCCUUUCAAAAGAUAUUUUGGUUGCCAUUCCAUUUUUAUCUUGGGUGAAUAAUACUAAACUUGUUUAAUUAUAGUUUAUGGUGUUCGAAAUGACUCAUUGCUGAAUCAUGUGUUUUUUUUGUUGUUAGUGUACUUCCAUUGUAUUACUUUUAACAAAUGUAAAAAUUGUAUUAGAACUUGUUUUUUUCUACAUUUAUUUGUAUUUUACAGGUAGAAUACAGUAUUCUGUGACAAAGAGGAAGUAUCUGGUCUCUGUUGAAUGAAUGUAAUACAGAUUUUUAAGGCAUUUUUGCCUUUAGUAUUUGAAUAAACAAUUUACAUUA